CGUACGAUGCGGGCGGAAGGGACAGCCAAUAAGAAGAAAGGAGGCGGAAGAGGCGGGAAGAGGCGGAAGCAGAGCGUCGGUUUCCAUGGGAACGCAGGACGCUGAGGGAAAGGCGGCAAGAGCGUCGUGGGAGCUGAAAGGAAUUUUGAGAGGGAAAAAUGAGUGAUCCUGAAGAAGAAGAAGAAAAAAAAGAUGAUUAUGAUGAUGACGAAGAAGAGGAAGAAGAAGAGCCUUACGCUCCUUCUGAUGAGUCUGAAGAAGAGGCAGAAAUGAAGUCUGAAUCAGAAUCUGAACCAGAAAAUCUACAGGAUCCUAUUUAUGCUUUGGCUCCAACAAUUAAUAUUCAAGAUGAAAGUUCCAUUGAUGUGAAUUCAUGUCCUGCGUUUCAGUGCCUUGAUGAGUUGUUUUAUGCUGGUGGGAUACCUGGGACCAGAGUGUCUGAACUGAAAGCAAAAUAUACCUUCUUGCAUGAGAUUCUAAUAAAUUUGCAGGAAUCAGAAAUUAAAUUAUUACAGGAUGCUAAACGUUUCACUGUUGAAAUAGAGCUGCAGGAACAGGAACUUGAAAAAGCUGAUCAAUUUCCAGAGGGAUCAACUUCAGAGUUAUCCAGACUGAGACAGCAGUACCUAAGAUACAUUAACGAAUACAAGGCUAUUCAAGAAAGAGAGUAUGAAAUUCAGUACAAACUAAACAGUUUACUAGAAGAUAAGAGUAUUAUUGAAAAGGAGUAUAAAAGGAUCCCCAAAGCUUCUGAGUAUGAGAAAAGAAUUAAGGCGCUGAGAGAAAGCUGUGAAGAGCUCCGUAAAGAAACCUCACAGAGGAGGCAAGAAAUUAAAGCACUCAAAGAAGAUCUGUCAGUAAGGCAAAAGCAUCUCACAAAAGAUCAAAAAGAACUUGGAGAAAUUCUGCGGAAGCAAGAAGAAACAAAAGAUGAGCUAGGCUGUCUCCAAGCCAUUCCUAUUCAACUUGGAAAGGAUAUGGAUAAAAUACACCGCAAAAUGAUAGAAACAGAAAAAAAGAAAAUGGCACUGCAGGAAGAAAUGCAAGAGAUACGUGACACUCUUAAAAAAAUAGAGGCCAAAAAUGAUGAGGUCAUCAAAGAGAAAGAUAAUGUGAUGAAAGAGGUGGAUGGAAAAAAAGCUUUGCUGGACAGCAAAGAGCGAGAGUUCUUUAACCUUACAAAAAUGUAUGAAAUGAACAAAGAGAAUGAAGGAAGUGCCAUAGCAGAAAGAAGUAUUUUAGAAAUGGGUCUACGCAACUGUACCCUGGCAAAGCAAAAGCUGCAUGAUACUUUGAGUCGCAUGCAAAGAGAGAGAGAGCGAGAUGCAAGAAAUUUUAAGAAGAUGGAGAUGCAAUUGAAAAUAGCACAAGAGUCUUUGACCCAAGUUAGAAUGCAUCAUGAUAGAAUGCAGUUGGAGGUAGAUUCUGUUCCAAAAGAUGAUGGAUCGCUAUUAGAAAGGCGAAAGGAGCUCCAGAAAGAAGUUGAAAGUAUUAAGAGAAACCUAGCCCAGGAGAAAACAUCAACAGAUAUUGAAGGGCGGAUUCUUGAUCAGUGCAUUGCCGAAGAAGACCAGCUUUUUAAGGCUCUGGAACACUAUAGAGAUGACGCGACUAACAUAAUACGUCUGACUCAACUCAAGGCUGACGAGAGGGAACAAAAAUCAAAGGAUUCUUUGAAGGCCCAGGUACGGCUCAACAACAUUAUUGCAGACAUAAAAACAAAAGACUUUGAAAUCAGGGAACAUAAGAAGAAGCAAAGAGAAAUUCUGAGACAGAUGAAAGAAUUUGCUAAAAUGUAUGAUGUUGUAAGACAUGAGAGAAACAAACUGGUGAACCUUGUACAUUGUGCUCGCCAAAAAACACAUGAAAUUAAAGAGAAGGUAAAAAUGCUGGAUAAUGAGACAGAAAUCUUAAGGAACAAUGUCAUAAUUAAAGAGAGAAAAUUGCAAAAAUACCAGCUGAAGCUGUCAAAUAAUGUUAAAGUCAAAGACAGCAUCCAAAGUGAUGUCCGAAAGCUUUAUCAAACGCUCCAGGAGAUGAAAGAAAAGCGAGAGCAGCAGCUGAUGGACGUAGAGAGGCUCACCAACAUGCUAACCCGGAUUGAGGAGGAAAUGGUCCAGUUGAAGAACAAAUAUGAAAGGGCUGUUCAGCGCCGAAAUGAGAGUGGAGUUCUGCUCAUAGAACGUGAAGACGAAGCAUGCCUUUGUAAUGAAAAAAUAAAUAUCCAACAGAUGAUGAGUCGAAAUGGUCAUCUUGAAGUUGGGGUGAUGGAUGAGAAGAUCCGCUUUCUGAAAUUGAAGCUAAGUGAGAAAAAAAGGCUAAUUGAAUUAUCAAUGAAGAUCCUUCCUCUGAAAAGAGGCCUAGAUGCUGAUUUGGUGGUCCUUCAGAUUCAGUUUUCCCAGUGCAAGGACAAAAUUAAAGAGCUGGAGAAACAGUUUACAGAUCCGACUGGUCAGAAAAGAGCAAGAGCUUUGCCAGGAAAGGACCCCUCUCAAGAAGAAUUGUUCAAAAAGAUCGAGGAGUUAGAAAUACAACUGGCACAAAAGGAAGAGAAAUUGCUUGAGAAGGACUUCAUUUAUGAGCAAGUUUCCCGACUGACAGAGAAAGCCAACACCAAAGUAGAGAACAGCAGGCAAGACACAUUAAUCUUAGGAAAAAAGAUGAAUGAACUUCAAGAGAAAAUAAAAAUUGCGACUCAAAAGAUGAUGGCAUUGGUUGCAGAGUUAUCUAUGAAUCAAGCUCAUGCCAUGAAACUGCAACAAGAAAUGAGAGAUAAAGAACAAUUUUUAAUGUGUGUCACCUCCCGGCUAGACAGCGGUCUUCCACCACCCAAGGAAGUAGAAACUGAGUGGUUAAAGAUACUGCGAAAUGAAGAAGUAUAUAAGGCAGCACUUGAUGCCAAAGCAAAACAUGCUGCCGAAGAGGAACAGUAUGCCUUAGUAACCAGCAUAUACACCACAGCUGAGCAGCGUCCCAAUGCCUACAUCCCAGAUGAAGAGAAUGUUCUCCCUCUGCCACGGCCCUAUGGAGCACUAGCGCCAUUCAAGCCAGCUGAGCCAAGUGCAAAUAUGAGGCACAUUAGAAAGCCAGUUGUAAGGCCAAUUGAAAUUUAAAGUUAAACCUACUGUGUUUUUAGUAUUUCACUGC
This is a messenger RNA of Anolis sagrei ordinatus, 3147 nucleotides long. It is a transcript of the gene CCDC146, whose product is annotated as coiled-coil domain containing 146. The record is from RefSeq and is a predicted model, not a curated record. NCBI's taxonomy places the organism in Eukaryota, Metazoa, Chordata, Lepidosauria, Squamata, Anolidae. Gene Ontology annotation, cellular component: cytoskeleton.